CAGACUGUGACGACGCACCAGGAUGCACGUGCUUCCCUGGUUGAACUUCAAGAUGGCAGCGUCCGUGUGUCGGUGUUACGAGCUCAUUGGCAGGAAUGCCUUGGGUCUCUGCACACGUUCUGUGCUCAGUGCCACAUGGAAAAGAGAUGCCUACAGGUUACACAGGAGCCCGGCUGCAGCUGUGCAGGUCCGGUAUGCUUCAGGGCGGAAAGGUUUUCUCGGGGAGUUUGUUGAUAAUCUUCGUCAGGAGUUCAGUAAGAACCAGGAGAUGAGGGAAAACAUCAAGAAGUUCAGGGAAGAGGCCAAGAAGCUGGAAGAAUCCGACGCCCUGCAGCAGGCCCGCAGGAAAUAUAAAUCUAUUGAGGCAGAGACGGUAAAGACUUCUGAGGUGUUUAAGAAGACCUUUGGCUCUCUGUCAGAAACUGUCAAAGAGGGUCUAGAGGAGGUGACUCGUACGGAUAUAGGAAAGAAGAUCAAAGAAGGCGUGGAAGAGGCUGCGAGGACAGCCAUGCACUCUGCAGAGUCCGUGUCUAAGGGUGGAGAGAAACUGGGCCGGACCAGCGCCUUCAAGGCCAUCUCACAGAGCGUUGAGUCCAUGAAGAAGGAGAUAGAUGUCGGAGACGCCGGCCCCUACAGAGCUCCUGCUCAGCUUAGAAUGAGAAGUGACUUUUCAUUUAAAGGGCCAGACAAUGACAGCAGAGUGUUUGAGGCCAAUGAAGAAGCUCUGGGGGUGGUUCUGCAUAAGGAUUCAAAGUGGUACCAGCAGUGGAAAGACUUCAAGGACAAUAAUGUGGUCUUUAACCGAUUCUUUGAGAUGAAGAUGAAAUAUGAUGAAAGUGACAAUGCUCUCAUCAGAGCAUCCAGAGCCAUGACUGACAGAGUUACUGACUUUUUAGGUGGCCUUUUCUCGAAGACAGAAAUGUCAGAAGUGCUGACAGAGAUUCUGAAGAUAGAUCCCAAGUUUGACAAGGACACUUUCCUCAAGCAGUGUGAGAAAGACAUCAUCCCGAACAUCCUGGAGGCUAUGGUCCGUGGAGAGCUGGAUGUGUUAAAGGACUGGUGCUAUGAAGCUACAUACAGACAGCUGGCCCAUCCCAUCCAGCAGGCCAAGGCUCUAGGUCUUCUCUUUCAGUCCAAAAUUCUCGACAUUGAUAAUAUAGACUUGGCAAUGGGUAAGCUGAUGGACCAGGGCCCGGUGCUGAUCAUUACCUUCCAGGCUCAGGUCGUCAUGGUGGUCCGCAGCCCAAAAGGAGACGUUGUGGAAGGCGAUCCGGGGAAAGUGAUGAGGAUGAUGCACGUGUGGGCCCUGUGUCGAGACCAGGAGGAGCUGAACCCCAACGCAGCCUGGAGGCUGUUGGACAUCUCCGCCUCCAGCACAGAGCAGAUCCUCUAAUAGGAGGUCGCAUGGGACGCAGAUGAAUGUAUCCUCUGAUGGACAAACCGUGAAGGACGGCUGGAAUCCGCUCCAAAGCAGAGCAAACCCCUUCUCCUCUGUGCCGACUUUCCAGAAGAUUCAUGUGCACAUGUACAUAGUUGAUGCUCGAUCAUUUGCUGGAAUCUGCAUCCUGACUUCCAUGGACAGAGAUAUGAGUAAAACACCUAAACCUUCUUGUUAUUAAUGCCUGUUAAAACAGAAUCACAAUACUGAAGCCUUCAUCCUGUGCUGCUCCUCUUCCAUACUAGUGGCAAGAACUAUUCUUGAAGUAAACGGAGUAAGUUCAUCUCCAUUGUAAACUGGUUGUAUUUAAUCACAGAAAGAUGGCAUCUUGUAGGUGGAAAAAGUGGACCUUCAUCUUUUAUGUCUGUUGAAGUUUUGAGAGUUGUGUCAACGUGCCCCUGUAUUUUUAUCACUUUUCUUUUUGAACAUUGGAGGCAUAGUGUAAGUAGCGAUAAAUUUGCAUUUGUGGACAGUGGAAAUGUUCUUCACACUAUUAACACAGAAGAAGUAAGUUCUAAUUGGCAGAAACUAGAGAUGGACAUUAGACAUUUGUGGCAGUUUUUGCUGAAUCUGGUUUUUCUUUAAGAUUUAGAGCAAGAUUCAGAAAUUAUGAUUUUUGCAGCAUUCAUGCCUUGAGCAACCAGUUAUUUACGUUGAGAGCAAAGGUGACAUUAUGCAAUUGAAUGAUACAAAAGUUUCUCCAAAAAGAUUGGUGUGUCCCAUUAUUGCUAAAACGAUAACAUACUUCAGAAGUUUACCAUUACGUAUUAGUAUUUUGCCUUCCUAAACAGCACUUCAUGUGUAUAUCCUAGACCUAGAGAAUGUAGAGCCUAACCUUACUUGAGGAUUUCUAAGAAACUGCCAACAUUUCCAAAUCAUGCUCAUAGAAAUGUAUAUUUGCUUUUAGUUCAGCCUUCCUAUUACCCGCUGAAAGUCUUGCUCUCUCACUCCCUGUCGCUGAAUUUUUUCUUUCUAAUGGUUUCUUACAUUUUGUUUGGUUAAAACGAAGUGCUUCUUCUGACUUCAUUUUAAACACGCCACUGAAAAUAGCUACCGGUGAAUCUUCUCAGUAUCCAUAUUGAAGAAUGCUGUCAGCAGGAGUGUUCACUCAUUAGGUUGCUAAAAAUCAGGUGGUUCCAGUCAGAAGCUGAUGAUUGAAAUCAAAUAGCAGCAAAACAAUUCUCCUCUUGUGUGACCAUAACACAAACUGUUGGACAUGUAAAAACUGGGUGGAACUUGAUGAUCUGAUGAACUUCAGUCGAUGUUUUGGGUUUAUGUUUUUUUUUUCUAGUGAAAUAACUUCUCCAAUCUCAACGAAGGCAGAAAUUAGUGAUUGUAAAUAGAUGUAAUAGAUCUUUGUCUGUUGUUUUACCAACUUUGUGGGUUUAUUUCACACAUAAAAGUACAAUGAAAUUAGAUGAUUUGAAUAUAAAACAUUCCAAGUAACGAUGUAUUGAUUUAACGCCACAGCUGCUCUUGGAUAACGAGUUUAUUAGCUACAUUAUCAGGAAUACCACACAUUAUGUUUUGCUAAGUUGCAGUGCAGUGUGUCCUUCUCUUCAUCUACAUCAUAACCUGUAAGUAAAUGAGAUGUGCAUUGUUUCGUUUCAUUUUAUCAUUCAGGCAGCUUCAGGUUUCCAGAAUCGUUUUGUUCGACCAAAGUCCAAUCAUUCACCUGUUUGUCUUACACAACUGCUCUGUUUACGUUUCUGAAUGUGGCUUUUAAGCAAUGGUGACAAAUGAGUCUUUUACUGAACAGACCGCAUUGUUGUUUGAAAUAUUAUUGAUGUUUCUGUUGAGUCCAUUUGUGUCAACGACGAUGCCAAAAUUCAUGGCUAUGUCCAACAGGCAUAGCAUGCUCUUAUUUUGUUAGACAGGAAGUCUUGUAUGUAGGUUAAAAUGUCUAUCUGCUCAUCUUAUAGGUAAAAUACUUCAAUGAUCCAAAUUUAGUGCUUUUACUGAUGCAAAGUGGUUCUGAUGCAAGAAAUUACACACGGCCCAGAAAACUCUUCCCAUAGCAUAAUGCUUCCUCCUCCUUGUUCGACUGUGAGGUCACGCUCGGCUCUUUUUCUUCUCUUUCUCUAAACAUGGUGGGUUAAGUUUAUGCCAAAAAGCACCAAUUUAUGGAGAUGUUCUCUUGCAAAUAUGUACACAUAACUUAUUCUCCUUGUACAUAAUAUAAUAUCAGAAUCCUGUUGGAAUAAAAUACAUUUUGUUUGUCCUGUCCUCAA
Molecule: messenger RNA, 3669 nt
Organism: Poeciliopsis prolifica (blackstripe livebearer)
Lineage: Eukaryota; Metazoa; Chordata; Actinopteri; Cyprinodontiformes; Poeciliidae
Product: mitochondrial import inner membrane translocase subunit TIM44-like
Exons: 13
Coding region: 23-1393 (456 amino acids)
Biological process (GO): protein import into mitochondrial matrix
Cellular component (GO): mitochondrial inner membrane
Molecular function (GO): protein-folding chaperone binding
Source: RefSeq, a predicted model, not a curated record